Aspergillus welwitschiae is the source of this 576-nucleotide messenger RNA. RefSeq lists its product as uncharacterized. Bases 1 to 576 code for a protein of 191 amino acids. Lineage: Eukaryota; Fungi; Ascomycota; Eurotiomycetes; Eurotiales; Aspergillaceae. The record is from RefSeq and is a predicted model, not a curated record. The transcript has 2 exons.
AUGUUGGCUCUCUUUAAUAGUCGAUGGACCGAUUCCUACUUCCGAAACUCCAGCAUCACCCUUGGAGAUAUGGCAUUCCUUUCCGCCUCAUUUACAUCUGCCUUCCACAUCUUCGAGCUCAUUUUUGACGAGCAGCUCAAGCCUCUUCUUCUUGCUCAUCAUCUAGGAGCAAUAGUCCUGGUUCAAGCAUUUCUACCAACGGCCGCGAGUUUACCCGCCACUCGGGUCAUUGAGCUGAAUAGGACCAUUGCCAUGGCCAAUAUUUGUCUGUGUUGGGCAACCCUAGAUGCCCCGUUAGUCAUCGCAUCAUACGUAAUUUGGAUAUUGCAACGUACCUGGGUUCGAAGUGACACCGGCCUCCGCAAGCUAUACUCUUCCGGCUUCUACUUCGCUGCUUUUUCCACAUUCUUUGAAGUGUCUGCGGUUAUGUACUUUGGCGCUCGGCACUGGAGUCAGUUCUCUGCCCUGCAGGCAUUGACUAUCUCCUGCAUGCAAGUACUGUUUACUUCAGCGAAGACGAAGGUUUGCAAUCACUUGUGGAUGGGAUAUACAAGCCCGUUGAAGAAGUCUUCUUGA